Molecule: messenger RNA, 282 nt
Organism: Diaporthe batatas
Lineage: Eukaryota; Fungi; Ascomycota; Sordariomycetes; Diaporthales; Diaporthaceae
Exons: 3
Coding region: 1-282 (93 amino acids)
Source: RefSeq, a predicted model, not a curated record
AUGCCGUGCGUGCGGGCAGGAGGCGAGCCCGCGGUUGGUGGUGUGAGGGCCAACCGGCGCCGGCCCAAGCAGAAGCAAUCGACCCAUGCCCGAGGGGCCUGGCAUGGCUGGCAUGCUGCUUUGGGAUCGUGGUGGUGGAGAAGGGGGCGUUGGGAAAAGAGGGCCCAAGCAGCUGCACGUCCGGCGUUUGAUACUCUUCUGGUCACCUGCGACAAUUGGCCCACGACGCCUCCUAAUCUCGAGAUAAGCUCCGAGCAGCUGCCACCACGGCCGUGGUCCUAA